This is a messenger RNA of Eremothecium sinecaudum, 2958 nucleotides long. RefSeq names its product pitrilysin family metalloprotease (gene CYM1). Gene Ontology annotation, biological process: protein processing. Bases 1 to 2958 code for a protein of 985 amino acids. The record is from RefSeq and is a predicted model, not a curated record. Gene Ontology annotation, cellular component: mitochondrial matrix. Gene Ontology annotation, molecular function: metal ion binding. Lineage: Eukaryota; Fungi; Ascomycota; Saccharomycetes; Saccharomycetales; Saccharomycetaceae. The transcript has a single exon.
AUGCUGAGGUUUCGGAGAGCUCUAGCUUCCUAUUCACGUGACGCUAUGUUGCGAAGGUAUCCGUUGGGUAAAAAAAUUCAUGAUUUCGAGAUCAAAAGAGUUUUACCUGUUCCAGAAUUAAGUUUAACAUGUGUUGAUUUGGUACAUAACAAAACUGGGGCUGAACAUUUGCAUAUUGAUAGAGAUGAUAAGAAUAAUGUAUUCAGUAUUGGUUUCAAAACUAAUCCUCCUGACGCUACCGGUGUCCCACAUAUUUUAGAACAUACGUCUUUAUGCGGGUCUAAGAAGUACCCGGUUCGUGAUCCAUUCUUUAAGAUGCUUAACAGAACGUUAAGCAACUUUAUGAAUGCUAUGACAGGUCACGAUUAUAUCUUUUAUCCGUUUGCUACGACUAACAAAAAGGAUUUUGGAAAUUUGCGGAAGUUGUACCUAGAUGCAACGUUGAAUCCGCUAUUAAAGAAGGAGGAUUUUUUGCAAGAGGGAUGGAGGCUAGAGCACAGUGAUAUGGACAAUAAGAACAGUGAUAUAGUGUUUAAGGGGGUGGUAUACAAUGAGAUGAAGGGCCAGGUAUCUAAUGCUGACUACUACUAUUGGAUCAAGUUCCAGGAAUCGAUUUACCCUUCUCUAAACAAUUCUGGUGGUGAUCCUGAGAAAAUAACAGACUUAAGGUAUGAGGAUCUUGUUAAUUAUCAUAAGCGCCAUUUCCACCCUUCAAAUGCUAAGACUUUUAGCUACGGUAAUAUUUCUGUUGAAGACACUUUGGAGGAGCUCAGCAACGAAUUCCUCAAUUAUAGCAAAAUGGAGCUUAAAAAACAGAAGUUGACUCCAAUUAAUUUAAGCAGUAAUAUCGAAGUUGAGCUACCAUGUCAGCCUGAUCCAAUGCUACCAGUAGAUAAGCAGAAAAGGAUGUCUCUGACAUGGAUUUGCGGUAAGCCAGAGGACACUUACGAGACAUUUUUGCUUAAAAUGCUGGGAAGUCUGUUGUUUGACGGACAUUCAUCUCCCUUCUAUAAGGGCCUGAUUGAAAAGGGCCUUGGAUACAGCUUUUCCGUAAAUACCGGAGUGGAGUCGCAAACCGCGGUUAAUUUCUUAACAGUUGGUGUGAGCGGGUGUGACGAUAUUUCGGAAGUACGCAAGACUAUUCUGGACAUUUUCAACGAAGCCAUUAAAACUCCUUUUGAAAAGGAUAGAAUUGAAGCCAUUAUGCAUCAAAUAGAACUAUCAAAAAAGGAUCAAAAGUCUGAUUUUGGUCUACAGUUGCUAUAUGGAAUUAUACCAGGCUGGGUCAAUAACAUUGAUCCGUUUGAUGCCAUUUCGAUCAAAGCAAUUCUGGACAAAUUUAGAGAACAAUGGUCGAAAGAGGGUGAUAAAUUAUUUAAGGACUUAUUAUUAAAGCAUGUGAUUGAUAAACCGUUCUUCCAAUUCAGUAUGAUAGGUGAAGAGAGCUUCUCAAAAGAAUUGGAGAGCAAAGAACAAAAGCGUUUAGAGGAAAAGAAAAAGACCUUGACGCAAGCUGAAGAAGAACUUAUUUAUGCAAACGGCCUACAUCUACAGAAAUUGCAAAACUCAGAGCAAGAUUUAUCUCUGUUGCCAACCUUGCAUGUCAGUGAUAUCCCCAGGGAAGCUAAUGUCUUCAGUAUUAGUGUCACCGAUAAUAUUAGGAGCCGGAUAACUGACACUAAUGGUAUCACUUAUAUUAGAGGCAAAAGAUCUCUAAAUGACAUUCUACCCUAUGAGCUGUAUCCAUUUUUGCCGCUCUUUGCAGAGUCAUUAACGAGUUUGGGGACCGGCACAGAGGAGUACUACAAAAUAGAAGAGCAGAUUAAAUUGCGCACGGGUGGUAUAAAUGCAGCUAUAUCGGUAACUUCAAAUCCCGUGGAUUGUAGUCCUGAGUUGCAGCUUGAAUUCAGUGGGUGGUCUUUGAACGGCAAUACACAAUAUGUCUUUGACUUGCUCAAAAAGCUUCUCUGUGAUACUAAUUUUGCAAACAAGGAAAAGUUGAAAGUACUGAUUAAAUCGUUAGCCUCGUCUAACACGGCUUCGGUAGCUGAAAGUGGACACAGUUAUGCACGUAGUUAUAGCUCGGCGUACUUUUACCCAUCAAGGGCCAUUAGUGAAUCUCUGUCCGGUGUUGAACAAUUGAAGUUCCACAAUGGACUCACCUCUCUCUUAGAUGAUGAAGAAAGGUUCCAGAAAGAAGUAAGUAGCAAAUUGCAGCAAAUUAAGGACAAAGUUAUCUCUUCUGAUAACAUGAAGUUCAUGGUAACCACAGAUAGCUCCCAGAUGUUGAAUACCCUAAAAUCACAGAUCGAAAAUUUCACUGUUCAAUUACCAAACAGUAUUAAUCACGGCAAUCAACCGCUGACGGCAAGCUUCCCCCUAAUGAGCAAACCGGGGCUUCCUACACUAAUAAAAUUCCCAUUCCAAGUGCACUAUGCAGCCCAAACUCUAAAAGGUGUGCCUUACGUUCACGAAGAUGGAGCUCCUUUACAAGUACUAGCUAACUUGCUUACUUUUAAGCACCUUCAUCGCGAGAUUCGUGAAAAAGGCGGAGCUUAUGGGGGCGGAGCAGCCUAUAGUGCUGUAGAUGGUGUUUUGAACUUCUACUCAUACAGAGAUCCAAAUCCACUAAAUACUCUCUCCACUUUCGAUAACAUUGCUCGCUAUGCGCUGCAGGACUCGCACUGGUCACAAGAUGACCUCAAUGAGGCAAAGCUAACAAUAUUCCAGAAAGUGGACGCUCCUGUUAGCGUUAGAAGCGAGGGCUCGGCUGCGUUCUACUACAAUAUUACUGACGAAAUGAGACAAAAGCGGAGAGAAGGGUUGUUAGAUGUUUCAAUAGAUGAUGUUCACCGUGUAGCAUCCAAAUAUUUGGUUGACAAUCCUCCAACCACAAGGGUAAGUGCUGUUGUUGGUCCAGAGAUCCCUGGAGUGAACUGGCCUGUCACCGAGCUGUAA